Messenger RNA from Mycotypha africana, 1317 nucleotides. Its product is annotated as regulator of chromosome condensation 1/beta-lactamase-inhibitor protein II. The transcript has 2 exons. The coding region runs from base 1 to 1317 and encodes 438 amino acids. Gene Ontology annotation, molecular function: guanyl-nucleotide exchange factor activity. Gene Ontology annotation, cellular component: cytoplasm. NCBI's taxonomy places the organism in Eukaryota, Fungi, Mucoromycota, Mucoromycetes, Mucorales, Mycotyphaceae. The record is from RefSeq and is a predicted model, not a curated record.
AUGGUGGAUGCGACGGAGCAAGCAUUGAAGCGCUCACGUUCCAAUGAGAACAAUAGCAGUAGUAGUCAAACACCAAAAAAGGCAAGGCAUAUCAGUGCCAAUAAAAUAGUUGAACCACCCACUCAACCCGGUAAAGUAUUUGUAUUUGGAACUGGCGAUACAGGUCAACUUGGUCUAGGGGACGAAAUGUUAGAAAGAAAAAGACCUAUGCCAUUAAAGGUUCUUGACAGUGAAAAAAUUGUCGAUGUUGUUUGUGGUGGUAUGCACUCCAUAGCUAUUACAGAGGAUGGAAAAUUAUGGUCUUGGGGCUGCAAUGAUCAACGUGCUUUGGGUAGAUCCGGUGAAGAAUAUGAACCCAACAAAGUGGAAAAUAUGGAUCAUGUCAAAGUCGUUAAAGUUGCUUGCUGUGACUCAGUUACUAUGGCACUUACCGAUGAAGGUCAACUUUAUUGUUGGGGUACUUAUCGUUCUGCUGAAGGCGCCUUAGGUUUUUCACGCAAGAAAGCUAUCCAAGAAACACCUGCUAUCUUUGAACCUUUUCAAAAAUACGUUAUUGCCGAUAUUGCUGCUGGCACCGAUCAUUGUUUAGCCUUGACAAGAGAUGGCCGUGUAUUUGUUUGGGGUAAUGGUCAGCAAUUCCAAUUGGGCCGUCGUAUCAUGGAACGCCAUCUCAUCAAUGGUCUUCGUCCAGAAGCUUUGAACUUGAAAAAUAUUCGACUUAUUGGUACAGGCUCGUACCACUCAUUCGCCGUGGCGGAAGAUAAUACUCUCUAUGUAUGGGGACUUAACAAUUUUCAACAAUGUGGUUUAGCUAACGAAGACAAUGAACCAGCUGAAAACAUUAUAACAAAACCUACGCCUAUCAGAGCUCUUCAAGGCAAAGGCACAAUUAAAUCAGUGCAGGGAGGUGAGCACCAUUCGCUUGUAUUGAUGGAAGACGGUAGUGUAUAUGCUUUUGGGCGUGCCGACUCUAAUCAGUUAGGCUUGCCUGAGGAAACACUCCAAAAGGUGCAAAUCCGCGAAGAAGGCGCUGAUGCAUCCGCUUACAAAAAGGCGGUUGGUAGACCCACUCGUAUUCCCAAUUUAGAAAAGGUCGUGGAAAUAGCUACUGGUACAAAUCAUUCAGUCGCUUUGACAGAAUCCGGUAAAGCCUAUACUUGGGGCUUUGGUGAAUGCUAUGCUUUGGGUAAUGGAUCUAGCGACGAUGAACCAGUUCCAGCAGAAUUGACUGGUCAGAAACUAGAAGGUCACAAAGUUAUCCGUGUUUCUGCAGGUGCCCAGCAUUCUAUGAUUCUUGCCGUUCCUCAAAAUGAAUAA